AUGCCUGCUGACAAGGAUAAUCUCUUUUGGGCCGCCCUGUUGGAUCACAAAAUUCCAAAAAAAAAGCUGAAAAAGAAGGCUAAAUUGGAUAACAUUGAUGAAUUAUCAUUGAGAUAUGAUGUUGCUAAAACGGAUGUUCAGAAAGUUUACAAUAUUUUCCUUUCCAUGGACGACGAUGGAUCAGGAACCAUUUCAGCAUCUGAAGUUGCGAAGAUGCUGUCUGAUUUUGGUUGCGAUGUUUCUCCAAAAGUGGUUCAAGCAGUUAUGCGAGCUUCUGACAAAAGCGGAGACGGCGAGAUUGAUUUUGAGGAGUUUCUGGCAGCUGUCACAUCAAAAAUCAAGGAUUCCAUACCAAGUGUUGCUGAAAGCUCGCAAAGCGAAGAAAAUGAAUUACAAAACUGCAAGGCUGACAUUCACGUGAUGUUCCAGAAAUUCGAUCAAAACGGCGACGGAUUAUUGUCCGCUGAAGAACUUGUCGUUGCUUGGAGAGAAACUUUGAAAACAAAGAUUACAGUUCAAGAAGCUGCUUCAUUGAUACAACAAGCUGAUACCGAGGGACGAGGAGCUGUAACCAUAGGAGAAUUCAUAACCAUGUGCCAGACUGUCUGA
Auanema sp. JU1783 is the source of this 609-nucleotide messenger RNA. NCBI's taxonomy places the organism in Eukaryota, Metazoa, Nematoda, Chromadorea, Rhabditida, Rhabditidae. The record is from the annotation of a GenBank genome assembly.